Molecule: messenger RNA, 885 nt
Organism: Phytomonas sp. EM1
Lineage: Eukaryota; Euglenozoa; Kinetoplastea; Trypanosomatida; Trypanosomatidae
Source: the annotation of a GenBank genome assembly
AUGCUCCGCUUAAGCAGGCUUCUCUGCUCCUCGUCUACGGGGCGGACGGUGGGUCGUGCGGCGGGCGCCGCCCUCCGCCGUCGUCGCGCGGAUCCCGCCGAAGGGCGGGGGAAACCGCAAGAAAUCGUCCUCCCGUGGUGCGCACGCCCGACGUACGAUAUCCACACCAAUGAAUGGAAAUACCUCGAUCGCAUGCUCGCCGGGGUGAUCGGGAUGACCGAUCAGGAAGUUUCGGAGCGCUCCUUGCGGCUUGUCGGGCGGGAUUUGCUUUGCGAGGUGGAGGAGCCCGUCGUGCGGCUGCGGCGGGAGCGAUUGUUGCGGUCCAAACGGAAUCGCCCCGGGCAAUCCGCGGUCUUUCUUUCCGGCGAAUCCGAAUCCGCGAUGGCAGGGGGUCCUCGAGGCCAUCGAUCGGCUCGAAAAGACGCGACGAUCCCUUCCCAGGCGUCCGAACGCGUCUCCGGGGAGGAUCGCGCGCGGGAAAGGGGGGAGGAAAAAUCCGCGAAAGCGGGUUCGGCGCCCUCCUCGCCGCCGUCGAGUGGGGUGCGCAUCCGAGCCGCCCGGGCGAAACUCGCGGAUGCGGAAGAAUCCCCACGGAAGGAUCCGAAAUCCCCUCUCCCCCUCGCCAGCCUCCUUCGUAGCGAUGUCAAAAAAGUUCCGGGUGUGGUUCCCCCACUCCGACUUCGAGCACACGCGUCGGCAAUUAGCCACGGUAACGCGGAGUGCAUUCGCAGCAUUUCUAGAAGUGAAACGGCGGCGCCGCUGGAGCUUGAGGGGAAUAAAUCGCCGCCGAAAAAGGCGGCGCCGCAUAGUGGUUUGGGAACGAGAAAGCGAAUGCCCUCUAGGAAGGUAAAGGAUAAGUCGGAGAUAAGUGUGCAUUUAGUAUAG